This is a messenger RNA of Mus caroli (Ryukyu mouse), 5158 nucleotides long. RefSeq names its product StAR related lipid transfer domain containing 4 (gene Stard4). The record is from RefSeq and is a predicted model, not a curated record. Gene Ontology annotation, molecular function: cholesterol binding; cholesterol transfer activity. Gene Ontology annotation, cellular component: cytosol; endoplasmic reticulum. Gene Ontology annotation, biological process: intracellular cholesterol transport; cholesterol transport involved in cholesterol storage; cholesterol import. NCBI's taxonomy places the organism in Eukaryota, Metazoa, Chordata, Mammalia, Rodentia, Muridae.
GGCGGACUGGAAAAUAUCUUGCUGAAACGCGCGGGGUUACAGGAGUGGCGAGCUAGCUUUUCCUGGAGUUGUUGACCUUCUGGCAUCCUCUGGUACGGGACAGGAAGGAGGGCGGUCUGCCGAGAGGGGUCCAGCGGGGCCAAGGCGAAGCUGAGCAUCUCCUGGAGCUGCCCCCCGUAGAGGGGAGAGAGAUGGCUGACCCUGAGAGCCCGUGGUCACAGACUGGCAGGAAGAUCAAACUGGAAGGACUGUCUGAUGUUGCCUCUAUUUCAACUAAACUUCAGAACACUCUAAUCCAGUAUCACAGCAUUGAAGAAGAUGAGUGGCGAGUUGCCAAAAAAGUGAAAGAUGUGACCGUUUGGAGAAAACCCUCAGAAGAGUUUAAUGGGUAUCUAUAUAAAGCUCAAGGAGUUAUGGAUGACGUGGUCAAUAAUGUCAUAGACCAUAUCCGCCCAGGACCCUGGCGCUUGGACUGGGACCGGUUAAUGACCUCACUGGAUGUUCUGGAGCACUUUGAAGAGAAUUGUUGUGUGAUGCGUUACACCACUGCUGGGCAGCUUUUAAAUAUUAUUUCCCCGAGAGAGUUUGUUGAUUUCUCCUAUACUGUGGGCUAUGAAGAAGGACUUUUAUCCUGUGGUGUGAGUGUUGAAUGGAGUGAGUUGAGACCAGAGUUUGUCCGUGGCUAUAACCAUCCCUGUGGCUGGUUCUGUGUUCCACUCAAAGACAGUCCAAACCAGAGUCUUCUCACAGGCUAUAUUCAGACAGACCUGCGUGGCAUGAUCCCUCAGUCUGCAGUAGACACAGCAAUGGCAAGCACGUUAGCCAACUUCUACAGUGAUUUACGAAAAGCUCUACGCAAGGCAUAACGUGUUCAACUCCUGUUGCCAUGGUUUGCGGACUCUGCUCCUACCCCGUCAGCUCCAUGACCUAUAGAAGCCAUGUUCCUGCCUGCUGCGGCCUGUGGAAACACUGGAGGUGUUGUUGGGGCCAUAGUACAAUCUCAUUUUCUAUUAAAAGUAAAUGGCUAUGUAAAUGGGGCAUUUACAAUUUCUUAAAAGUCUUAUUCGCACCUUGUUUGGCUGGGAAAUGAAAUACCAAGAUUUAGGUCCGGGCUAAGUGUAGUCUAUUCACAUGGGUCAAAUAGGCUGCGUGGAAAUUACAGCGUGUGUAAACUCAGUGCUAUUCAUGUUCUUCUGGAGCUUUUUGAACAUUUUGUAAAAUUAUAGUGGCUCCUAAUGUAAACAUGCGUUUCUCCUGCUAUGUUCUCUGAGUUUGCCAGUAGCUUGGACAAAAGGAAGUUCUCCAUAGUCUGUAUAGAUGAGUCCACUAUGGGUUAACUUGUGCUAUUUUAAGUAUUAGGAAGACCACAGGGGACAAGAAUGGCACAGUUCAAUAGAGUUUAAUUUUGAUAUGUGGGCAACGUUCUUCUGCAAAGUCUAUAAAAACAUAUUUGUGUCCUUAUGUGCAUUUAUUCUGAGAGUGACUGAAAACAACCAGGUAUGCUCUGGUGACAUCACAUUGAGCAGUAGCUGUCACUGAGGGGACCAGCUAGUGGUGCCCCUCAUCACCAGCAAAAGGUCAGUGCUAAAAAGUCAGAUUCAAUGUCUGGUCUAUGCCUACAUCAACAUGAAGCUACAAACUGCAUGCUGAAAGAUUCAGAUUUGAUGUAACUUUGAUCUGGAUUUGUAGCGAAAGCAUCAUUAGAUUCAGCCAGGUGCUUAGAUGUCCUGGUAUGACCAGAGUGAACUAUGAAUGAAGCUGUCUCGUGUGAACAUUACUUCAUGGCUAUGACAUCCCAAAUCCUUCUUUGACUUUUGAAUAUCUACCUAGUUUAUAUGUAAAGUGGACAUGUGAGGUGACUCCGUGUCCACACACAUUUUGUGCUUGUGUGAACACCCAGCGCUCAAUGGUGCAUGCCAUUUCCGUGUAGGUUGCUAUUUCUGCUCCUCGCUGGCCUUGCGUGUUUCCCUUUCCUUCGUUUGGUUGGUUGGUGGGAAGGUGGGUGGGUUUGUGUUUCUGUUUUGGCAGAUCUGGAGUAGCGUGAGCUCUGGCAAUAAUGGCAGGCAGGCAAGAUGUACAGAGGCCUUCUUCACAAGUCUGUGGUGGGUCAGCUGCAUGAAGGAAGGGAUCAAAGGCAGGAAGGUCUGCUCUUCAGUUUACAUUAGUUUGUUUCUCUAAAAAUGUAAAGUCAGUUCUCUACAUCCAUUCUGACAGUCAAAAAAAGGGAAACUGAAUUUUCUCUUCUAAAAUUUUUUUUCUUGCAACUGGUGAUGAAGAUACACACAGAACAGAGGCACAGGGUCAGCGUUCUGGUGGGUGAGCUCAUAGCUCUUGGCUUGAAAUAUCGCUUCCAGGACCUGCCAGACGCAGUUCCCCCCCAGAGGGCUGUGUUCUCAGUUUGUUCAUUGCUAAGCUCCUGUCUGACUUCAUUGUAACUUCUGAACGGCUAGAUCUCCUCUCUACUCUCCUCUUCAGCAAUAGGGAAAGAAAAUGGACUUGAGAGUGUCCGGUGAAGAUUGUGAAUUGUUAACUGUCCAGUGUGUCUUCUGUGACUUUAUCUGUUUUUAUUAGUGAGAGCAGAAGGUCUCAUGUAUCCCACUAGUCUGUCCAUGAUCAUAAAGUGACAGGAGCCUGGGUAAAGACUUGGUACCAACAUUGGAUGCUGUCAAGGCUCUCCUUGCCUGCUCCGAAUGGGGUCUCUACGGAUCUCUCACUUGCCCAGUGUCUCUUGGCUAGACCUCCAGUGAGUGACUGAUGAGGUCAUUCACUGCUGAGCGGGGACGCACUGCAAGUAAAACAACCCUCGUGGAAAUGGUUUCAUUGCCAUUGUGAGUUUCACAGUGGGUUCAGAAGUUACAUGUGAGCUGUCUGAAACCUAUGUUCAUUAAUGUAGAGUUCACAUAAUCUACAGUUUACCUGUGGUAAAAGUGUGAGUGUUCUUUAAAAAAAAAAAGGGAAAAAAAAAAAACAUUUGAAGAGUUGUGCAGCCAUCAUCACAGCACAGUUUAGAACGUUUCUGUCACCCAAAAAGAUCCUUGGUUUCUGUAUACACUGUGUAUUGUCAUCUAACCAGCAGUUACCCAAGUUGCCAGUAUAGGGAAGAGGAUGAAAAAGAUGACAUCAGAGCUUGCUAGGUUUUACUUCUGAGAGUAGAGGGGUGUGUGGGGGUGGGGUGUGUUGGGGUGGGGGUGUGCAUGCACGUGCAUGUGGGUGUGGACGUGCACGUGUGCACAUUUAAGCUCAGGAACAUUUACAUGUUGUAAGUGUGUUAUCUCAAGUAUUGUAACAUAAAAACGAUGUGAAGUGAGGAUGAUACUUGCAUACUUAGAGCUGCUGCUUCCAGAGCAGAUCUAUUGCAGGAAAAUCCUACAAGCCAUACGUGUAACUCAAAGUAUCCCAGCAGAGGCUGGGAGGUGAUAGCAGUGAAGGCAUUCUCUGCUCUUUUAGAAGCACCUGGGGCUGGGGGAAGGGCUUGCAGCAGUCCAUAGCUCCAGUUCUGAAGGAUCUUGUGCCCUCUGGCCUCUGCAGACGCAGGCAUGUGCACAGUGCUUAUACACACAUCCAAAAAAACCCCACUCAUUCAUAGAAAGAAAAAAUACACAGCUGAAACUAAUUGUAGCAAUGUUUUCUCUGACUCUAUAUCCAAAGUAUUUCAGUACACAGCUGAUGUAAGAGAUAUUGUGAUAGCUCACUGUGUCUAUUAACUCUUGGAAAUAAGGUGGGUAUUCUGUGCUGGGACUUGCCAUAUGGCAAGCACUCCUUGUCCACAGGAGGCCUGCAGCUGUUAUCAUGACUCACACAAGCCUACAGUACCUUUCAUUUGCCUUGCUGUAAGAUGAAGUGGACAAUUCCUGAAUUGCUCUCUUCACCAGAAUCUUUUAUAGCUGAGCACUUUCAGUGCUUGCUGCACACGGUGUCUGCUUUAGAAAUGUGCAUAAAUAAAUUACUGAUUUCCAGUAAAUUUAAAAAUUAUUGCCUCAAAAUUAUUUUCACUAAAAGUAACGUUUGAUAGGACAGUGAAGGAGAAGAAACAGUAUAACCACUCACAUUGCCGUGCAGAUGAACAUUUCCUGUAGCUUACAGCUUGCUGAGGAAGUGUGUGUACUCUGGAAAUCUGUGCCCUAGUGUCAUGUUCAGGAGACACUGCUUUUAAGAUAAAAUUAGUUUUAUAUAAGUGACAUUUUGGUAGGAAAUACUGGGUUUUGCUUAAAAAAAUUCUUGCCUACUCUUGAUUGAUUAAAGCAAUACUCAGCAAAAAAAAAAAUAAUAAUAGUAGAAAUAUUCUUAGAUUUCUGUGCUAUAAACCACUGGAUCUUAUAAAUACCAGGAUUUCUUUCUUGUUCCAUGAACACAAUGGGUGUAUUUGAAACUGGGGGAUUUCAAGUGUAAAUCUAUAUCCUAGGAUGUGUCCCCUUUAUCUUCUUGUCUUUUCUACUUGAGGAUCAUUUGACUGAUACUUAGUGAACUAAACUAAUGUCUCAAGGUUAAGACUGUACCCGAGGUUCUGGAGAAGCAGAGACAACACCCCAGUCUUUGUCACUCAUCUCUCUAUUAGAUCUGAGAAAUCCCCUUUGCUGUGGAUGGCAGUUUUGUAUGUUUAUGAGAGCACAGUAGCCCCUUUAGGACCAGAUGCUAAAUUAAAUGGCUGUUGUAGCUUUCUAGACCAAAAAAGAGAAGCUAACAGAACCAGAGAAGCAGAUGGGAAUCUGGAUUUAAUGAGGACUCCUUUGAAAGUUACAUGAACACUUGUCCAGGCCCUUCCACCCUUCCUUCUUUUCCUGUGGUACCGAGGCCUGGUGCAUGCUGGGACUGAGCUACACUUCUGGCCCCCUCAGUGAGCACAUGGGACUUGUAAGAGUGUAGGGUGGCAAGAUCUGAGCAUAGAAGAAGGGAGACCUCCUCCUACAGCACAGGGCUGGAGUUACGGUUUUGUCGUCACUUAAUUUCCAGGGAUUGUAUAAGUACUGCUAUGUACUAAAUAAAAAAAUUCAUCUCUUGCAGUCCAACAAGUGAUGUAUUAUAUUAAGAUCAUUUUUAGGAAGUAUAUCAUUUUAUGAAUCUGUAUAUGGAAUCAGAAUAAAGGAGUGCUGAUAGAAAUGAGAUGUAUAUUUUUAAAUUACAGUGGAAUCUAUCUGAAUAAAGAUUUCUAGACACUCUU